This is a messenger RNA of Sinocyclocheilus grahami, 859 nucleotides long. RefSeq names its product actin-related protein 2/3 complex subunit 5-like protein. The coding region runs from base 1 to 312 and encodes 103 amino acids. Gene Ontology annotation, cellular component: Arp2/3 protein complex; actin cytoskeleton. The transcript has 3 exons. Lineage: Eukaryota; Metazoa; Chordata; Actinopteri; Cypriniformes; Cyprinidae. The record is from RefSeq and is a predicted model, not a curated record. Gene Ontology annotation, biological process: regulation of actin filament polymerization; Arp2/3 complex-mediated actin nucleation.
AUGGAAACAUGUUUGUCUUUUCCUCCACCUACACUUGUUUGUUGCACUCCCUCCCUCCACCUCCUCUCUCAGGAUCGGGCACAGGCGGUGGUGUUACGAGUGCUGACUGCAUUCAAGAGCAGCGAUAUCGAGCCGGCCGUGAAGUCUCUGGACAGGAACGGAGUGGACCUGCUGAUGAAGUACAUCUACAGAGGCUUCGAGAAGCCCUCAGACAACAGCAGCGCCAUCCUGCUCCAGUGGCACGAAAAGGCUUUCGCUGUGGGGGGUCUGGGGUCCAUCGUACGAGUGCUGACUGCGAGAAAAUCUGUCUGAGGAGCCGCAAGAAAACAGAGAGAUAAGCAGCCACGGGAUUUGUUUCUCUUUCUUAGACAAGGACAACUUCCUCUCUCACAGCUCAGCCUUAUCCGAGGGAAAACCACUCAUGCUCAACCGAUUAUUUCACUCAAAAACAGAGAUAUUGUAUGAUAUUUAAUGUAAAUUAUUGAUGCAUCAAUAUGUUGUUACGGAAGUCACGAUUCUCGACUAAUGAAGGUGAACGGUUGUGCGACGGAAGGAUGAGGAGUCUCGUGACCAGACUUUGCUGUUUGAGCCCUGAGCUGCAGUUUCAGGGAAUGAAAUACUGUGAUGAAUAUGAAAGUUGUAUUUGCCUGUUUUACUUAGUUGGCGCUCUCGGAUGUGUAGUUCUCAUUUCUUUAGUUGCGGUUUUAAUUUUUUCUUAUUGUGCAGAAAGAGGAUGAUGUUUAAUAUAUAGUAUUUAGGUGGUGGAUUUAUGGUUCAAAUCGUAGUGUGGGGUUGGGUCGGGAGAGUUAUUGUGAAGUGCCUGGUGCAAUAAAGAACAUUAAGAGUGUAUUUCUUUUCU